Messenger RNA from Neoarthrinium moseri, 1389 nucleotides. RefSeq lists its product as uncharacterized. The transcript has 5 exons. Lineage: Eukaryota; Fungi; Ascomycota; Sordariomycetes; Amphisphaeriales; Apiosporaceae. The record is from RefSeq and is a predicted model, not a curated record. The coding region runs from base 1 to 1389 and encodes 462 amino acids.
AUGUCGUCUACGCCUUCCUCUAUUUCCGCCAACUGGCCUGCACCAAACUAUGUGAACCCAGAAACUAGAGGUCCUGCAGGCAAGAUUGUGGGCAUAACACUGGUAUCUAUUGCCACGGUGAUCAUAGUUCUUCGGUUGUACACGAGGCACUUUAUCUCCAAGGGCUUCGGCCUCGACGACAUACUCAUAGUACUCUCCUAUGUUCCCGCCACAGCCUUUGCCAUACUUGGGGUCUAUGGCGAAACAAACCUUCAAUGGAACAGACACAUGUGGGAUGUUGAUCCCAGGCUUUUUGUCCCCUCUCUCCAAUUCAGCCUGGCAGAACUGAUACUAUUCGAUUUAUCGACUACAACCACAAAACUAUCAAUGCUUGCCAUGAUUUAUCGCUUGACAUCCAGUGCCAAUAAUCGCGCGAUGAACAUAACUGUGCAAGUGCUGGCCGCCAUAGUCGCGGUCAACGGCUUCACCUUCAUCCUCGUCGUGAUUUUCCAAUGCAGGCCCAUCUCUGCCUACUGGACGAUUACCGGCGCCCCCAGAAAAUGUAUCAACGAAGCUGCGCAUCUUCUCUUCGCUGGCAUCGUAAAUACACUAGAAGACUUUAUACUGGUCUUCUUGCCAAUGCGGACUGUUCUCAACCUCGACCUGCCGAAGAGACAGAAGAAAAUUGUCAUCGGCCUCUUUGGGGUCGGCUUCUUAGCCUGUGCCGCUGGAGUGGUUCGAACCGUAUACUCGUGGAUCAUGAAGACGGCCGAUAAUCACGACACGACCUGGAAUCUGUGGGCUGUCUGGGUGGCAAGCAUUGUCGAGUUAUACCUAAGUAUUAUCUGCGCAUCCAUUCCAGCAAUCAAGCCCUUUUUCGCAACCUACCUCCCCCUCGUGAUUGGCUCGACCCUCCACCUGCGCAAGUCAUCGCGCUACUCCAACGAUGCCAAGCAUCCAUACUCGCCCAACGUCUUCUCCGGCUCGGCCACCAGUUUCCAGACCUUCAUAGGUGGACCUGAUGCGCCUAUGCUCCCACUCUAUAAGCCAAGCAAGACGGUGUCUCACAAGAAGACACCAAGCACCGAGGGGCUUCUCAUCAACAACAGUAGCAAUAAUAACUACAGUAGCACUACUACCAAGGGGCCGGCGCUACUCCAGAAGAAACCGUCCAACGCGGACCUGAACAAGCCGCUGCCCGCGAUCCAGUCUCAGAGACAGUCGGUCCUGCAGCCGGCGCCCCUGGCGUCCCGGUUCUCGGAAGACAGCGUGAGAGAGUACGCGAGUCAAAGGAACGCGCUGCGUUUCACCAACUCGUCGGUUGUGACGUCGCCGACCGGAUCUGCGGCCGCGGAGGACCGCACGACCGUGUUCAUCGUGUACGACAACGGGCACGGGCGCGCGUUUUGA